Molecule: messenger RNA, 1366 nt
Organism: Dendronephthya gigantea
Lineage: Eukaryota; Metazoa; Cnidaria; Anthozoa; Malacalcyonacea; Nephtheidae
Product: crystallin J1A-like
Exons: 8
Coding region: 49-819 (256 amino acids)
Source: RefSeq, a predicted model, not a curated record
UUAUAUAUGUAGGAAUGUUAAUAGAUCAUAGAUCAUAGAUGUUCAAAGAUGGACAUUACGAACCGAAAACUUGGUUGUAUUUUAGCUUCUGCUAUUGCAGAUGCUGCAGCCCAGCCACUUCAUUGGAUUUAUGACCUGGAAAAAUUCCAAGCCACUGUUGGUAAUGCCGAAGAAAUAGAAUUCUGGAGUCCUUCUGCUAAUGCAUUCUACUGUCUAGAGACUGGCAAACAAAGUUGUUAUGGAGACCAGACUCAUGCCAUAUUAAUAUCAUUAGCAAGACAGAAAGAGUUUGAUCUUGAAGACCUGAAAAAAGCUACCUACAAAAUGUUUGGUCCUGACUCAGAGUAUGCUAUGAUGGAAGAAGCUUUGAAAACUGGUUUGCCUAUAAAAUCAGGGUGGCGAAAUGGCAGCAUAAAAUAUUUCCUUAAGAAAAUGGAGAGUAACUCUGAAGAAACAGGUAACCCUGAUGAUGCACAAAUUGAUGGGGUUACCAAGUUAGCUCCACUUGUUGCAAUGUAUGCUGGACAUCCAGACCUUCUCUUUCAUGUGGAGGAUGUGAUAAGGAUGACACAAGAUGAUGAUAUGGCUGUGGUUUCUGCACUAACAGCAGCAAGAAUAAUUGAACGAUGUUUACUAACAACCAACACAAGUGAUACCAUGUUGGAUGUUGUGAAACAUGUCAUGAAUUGUCUUGCUGCAAAUGAUCGUACCAAUCCCCAAGAUCUCGACCGAGCAAUGAUCAGCUUUUUGAAGGAGGUCAUAGACAGUAAAGAUGUACCACACACUGAAGUUGUCCCAAAGAGAUUUGUCAACAGCUGAGGCGUACCAAAGUCCUUCCAGGCCAGUGUACAUGCCCUUAUAACGGCAAGUAACAUGGCGGAAGGAGUUCGUACAACAAUGCGAGCUGGAGGAUGCAAUGCUUCAAGAAGUGCAUUCAUUGCAGCCUGCUUUGGAGCUAUGUUUGGAGAAAGCAUUAUCCCUGAAACCUGGAAAAGCAAAACUCUGAAGUACAACAGUUGGUUAGAACUUGGAACAGUAGUUGCUGGAUGGAAAUCAAAGUAAAUUAAUAACAAUAUAUAUUGAACUUUUUCAAAAUCUUUCACAAAAUUUAAUUUUCUCAUUACGCCUCAAUAUUACAUUACAUUGCAUAUAUAAUGACGAUUGGGCUUAAAAAUACACCACGAGUUCAAUCUGAUGACAACAUAUGUUAUGACAGCAUGUAAAUGGCUCAUAAUGCUUUUUUUUAAUCCAAUAAAACCGAAUGGCUGUUAAAUAUAUGAAGAUAUGUUUAAGAGAUGAUGGUUAGAUCUGAACACUUUCUAAAGCAGGAUUUAACUUGAAGGCAUUGUAAAUGUAUAUUUUAACA